Didymodactylos carnosus is the source of this 531-nucleotide messenger RNA. Lineage: Eukaryota; Metazoa; Rotifera; Eurotatoria; Philodinida; Philodinidae. The record is from the annotation of a GenBank genome assembly.
AUGAAAGUUCCUGCAGAAGGAGAUGAAGAUGCAAGCACAUCAUACGAUGAUACGGACGAUGAAUGUGUCCAAGAGGCUAAUCAAGACCAGUCUGAAGAUAGUGAACCUGAUACUGAUAACGACGAGGAAGAUAUACAGAACUACGAUAAACAAAUACAUUUGUUAUUGAAAAAAUGUAGAAAAUACAUUAAAAAAUCUCCACUCUUCAUAUUAUCAAGUGAAUUAAGAAAAUUAGCCAAUGAACAAGGAUUGACUGUAGAAUUGCUUCUAGAUAUGCGAAUUCGUUGGAACUCCACCUUUAAAAUGCUUCAACGGUUAUUUCUACUGAAACGAGUCUUGAUGAAUUUUCAUACCUUAUCAUGUUCUACUCCUGUGGGCGAUUUCGAAUUAUCUAAUGAAGAAUGGCGUGUACUUGAUACAUUAUCAAAAACUUUGGAUCCAAUUAAUGAUGCCACAGAGUUAUUUUCAGGAAGAAAUUACUCUACAUUGGCUGUAGCAUUUGCGGUUUUGAAUUCAUUAAAUUUUUUUUAA